UUUUCUUUGACCACACAAAUGUGUUAAAUAUAUUACUACUCUUCUAUUAAUUAUAAUGGAUGUUGAUGGUUUGCCGAUUAUUGGGCCUGGAGUGGAUUACACCCAGCCUUCCCAACAACUUGCCAGCAGCAACUUAAAGUUAGGAGAGUGGAAGAUUGAGCUGGUGACACCAAUUCAUCAGAAGAGGAUGUAUGCCUUCAUAAACCAUUUCAUAACCAACACUGUAUCUUUUCUAAAUAAAUUUUCACAAUCAUGUGAGCUACGUUUGGAGAAGUUUGAUAGUAGACUUCAGAAACUUGAAGCUUCACUCUGUAUUCUUGAAACUAAGCUAAAUUCCAUUGCGGGUCUUGAUGAGGUUCCAGUUACAGUGUCUUCUAGUGCAGAUAAACCAGAAGAACUGCAGCCACCAGUUACUACUGAAACCACAACAGUGCAACCAGACCCUCAACCACAAAUUGAUCCUACACUUUCAAAGUUUGUACGUAUGAUUCAAGUGGGGGUUCCAGUACAGGCAGUAAGAAUGAAGAUGCAAGCUGAAGGAAUGGAUCCAAGUGUUCUUGACAAUUAUGGAGCACUGUCCAAGGUACAAGUGAGGGAAGAGAUUGAAUCUGACACUGACUCCAGUGACUAAUUAUUAGUGAACUUAUGAAAACUUACAUAAAUAAAAGGAACUUGUUAUGUUAUUAUCAUUUUAUUUAAUAAACCAUAUUUACAAAUAA
Messenger RNA from Schistocerca piceifrons (Central American locust), 719 nucleotides. It is a transcript of the gene CCDC53, whose product is annotated as WASH complex subunit 3. The transcript is spliced from 5 exons. NCBI's taxonomy places the organism in Eukaryota, Metazoa, Arthropoda, Insecta, Orthoptera, Acrididae. Gene Ontology annotation, cellular component: WASH complex. Gene Ontology annotation, biological process: exocytosis; actin filament polymerization. The coding region runs from base 56 to 631 and encodes 191 amino acids. The record is from RefSeq and is a predicted model, not a curated record.